CGAAUGCGACCGUGUCUUUAACCCUCACGAGCGGGAAAACCUACAAUGUUGGCCAGAGUGACGCCCGCUUACGUAGGAGAUGCUGUGGAGAGAUAGUACACUCGGUGGAUUCGCGACCUGUGGCACUGCAGCGAUCAACACCUACCUAACGAUCAACAAACGGCACCACAACCGCUCGGACUGAAGCAACUUUACGCGUGUGACGUACUGACCCAAAAAUCUGGAUGUCCCAGUACUCCCAGUAGUCCCAGUAGGCGUGCGCCACUAACUUCAACCAGGUCUUCAAGCACCCGAGAUCGAUUCCUCGUCCGGACUCUAUUUGACUGAGUUCCCCAAAGUGAUAUCCCCAACGUGGGCCUUAACCGGGAACUGGAAUCCGGACUCUCCGGGAAGAUUCGAACGUCCGGAAUGUCCAGUAACGACUCCCACCAGUAGCACCUGUCACGAGUCGUCCCCCGACCACAAUCAGGUCACCCAACACACAACAACAGACGGGUGGACAGCAUAAUUCCUCAUCAUGUACGGAUUCGUGAACUAUGCACUAGAGCUGCUGGUGUUAAAGAACUUUGGCGUCGAUAUAUGGGAACAAAUCAAGAAGAAGGCGCAGGUGACGAUGGAGGGCCAGUUUCUGGUCCGGCAGAUCUACGAGGAUGACAUCACGUACAACCUGAUAGAGGCCGCCGUCGAUAUACUGAAUAUUCCGGCCGGUGACAUACUGGAGCUGUUCGGGAAAACGUUCUUCGAGUUCUGCCAGGACUCGGGCUACGACAAGAUCCUCCAGGUGCUGGGGGCGACCCCGCGCGAUUUCCUGCAGAACCUGGACGCGCUGCACGACCACCUGGGCACACUGUACCCGGGCAUGCGGGCGCCCUCGUUCCGCUGCACCGAAACGGACGGCCAGCUGGUGCUGCACUACUACUCGGAGCGCCCGGGCCUGGAGCACAUCGUGAUCGGCAUCGUGAAGGCGGUCGCCUCCAAGCUGCACGGUGUCGACGUGGAGAUCAAAAUCAUCCAGCGCAAGGGCGACCUGCUCGAGGCGAAAACCCAGAAGGUGCGCCCCAAAGGCACGGGCCCGGCCCCGCCAACCGCCCCGGGGCCAGUUCCUAGCGUCUCGUCCGACCCGGCCGUCCCGGAGCUGGCUGGGUUGGGCCUGUGCAAGCGCAUUCUGGCCUCGAAAACGUACGGUGAAUCUUAUUUCUCCAGUAGAAUUACUAGUUUAGCGACCUCCAAGAGUUCGAGCACCCUCAAGGAACCGGCGGGCCUGCCGUCGUCCUCGUCGGCGCGGACACUGCCGUUGGCGUCUCCGUCGACCUCCAGUCUCGAUGGCAAUAAGCAGCCUCACAGCAGCAGCACUAGUCAGAACGGGAACCAUAGGGAUGUACAGUUUUACGCGGGCGUUAGCAAGGCGCCUAGUAAACACACCGUAGACCACUGUGAUAGCGACAUCGGCAGGGCUAUCGGGGACUGUGGAGCGGACCAGCGGAAACAGUCGCCGACGGGUGCGGGGGCGACGGCGGCACCACCAGAGCGCUCGGACCAUAUCCAGUUUCUGAUCACGGAGAUCUCGGGGCCGGAGAAGACACCGACGCGGCGCUCGGAUGGCGACAAGGAGCAGCAGGCAGCAGCUGCCAGCUAUCAGCUGGUGGCCCGAGAGCCGAUGAUAUCGCCGACGACGUUCUGCAAGAUCUUCCCGUUCCACCUGAUGUUCGACCGGAACAUGCACAUCGUGCACGCGGGCCGAUCGGUUUCGCGGGUCAUCCCGAGGAUUCAGGAGAAGCAGUGCCCGUUGCUGGCCCUGUUCGAGGCAGUCCGCCCACAUCUGCAGCUCAGCUUCGACAACAUCCUGGCGCACAUCAACACGAUCUACGUGUUGAAGACGAAUGCCGGUGUGAUGUCCAAAAGUGAGCGAUACCUAAGACUGAAGGGCCAAAUGAUGUACAUCCCGAGCUCGGAUCUCAUACUCUUCCAGUGCUACCCGAGCGUGAUGAACUUGGACGACCUGACGAAAAAGGGGCUCCACAUUUCGGACAUACCGCUGCACGAUGCGUCGCGCGAUCUGGUGCUGCUGAGUGAGAAGUUCGAGGCCGAAUACAAGCUCACCACGAACCUGGAGAUCCUGACGGACCGGCUGCAGCAGACGUACCGGGAUCUGGAGAGCGAGAAGCAGAAGACGGACCGGUUGCUCUACUCGGUGCUACCGAAGACGGUCGCCAACGAGCUGCGGCAUCAGCGGCCGGUCGCUCCGAAGCGCUACGACUCGGUCACGCUGAUGUUCUCGGGCAUCGUCGGGUUCGGGCAGUACUGUGCCGCCAACACGGACGCCGAGGGUGCCAUGAAGAUCGUGAAGAUGCUGAACCAGCUGUACACGAUCUUCGACGAGCUGACCGACUCGAAGAGCAACUCGAACAUCUACAAGGUGGAGACGGUCGGCGACAAGUACAUGGCCGUGUCGGGGCUGCCGGACGAGUGCGAGAACCACGCCAAGUGUAUCGCCCGGCUCGCGCUCGACAUGCUCGACAUGGCCAAGAACGUCAAGAUGGGCUCCGAGUCUGUGCAAAUCACUAUCGGCAUCCAUUCGGGCGAAGUCGUCACGGGGGUGAUCGGGAACCGGAUGCCCCGGUACUGCCUGUUCGGGAACACCGUGAACCUGACCAGCCGCACCGAGACCACGGGCGUCCCGGGACGGAUCAACAUCAGCGAAACCACCUACAAGCUUCUGUGCGAUCCUGUUAAUCACGACCCCUCCUUCAACCUGGAGUACCGUGGACCGGUGGUGAUGAAGGGUAAACCGGAGCCGAUGGACUGCUGGUUUCUCACGCGCAGCUCGGCCCAGGCAACCAAUUAGUGGAGUAGAACCUAUAG
This is a messenger RNA of Anopheles bellator, 2862 nucleotides long. It is a transcript of the gene Gycbeta100B, whose product is annotated as guanylate cyclase soluble subunit beta-1. Gene Ontology annotation, cellular component: guanylate cyclase complex, soluble. The record is from RefSeq and is a predicted model, not a curated record. Bases 518 to 2845 code for a protein of 775 amino acids. Gene Ontology annotation, molecular function: heme binding; guanylate cyclase activity. The transcript has 11 exons. Gene Ontology annotation, biological process: response to oxygen levels; cGMP biosynthetic process. NCBI's taxonomy places the organism in Eukaryota, Metazoa, Arthropoda, Insecta, Diptera, Culicidae.